CAUUUUAGUAGAAUUCCCAUAGUGUCGCCGAAGAAUAGAAUCGGGAAUAGAAUAAAAAUCGUUGAAGUUUCGCAAUGACGAAGCUAUUGUCCACUACUUCAGAGUGGUGCGUCAACUCAUUUCGCCCUAGAUUCCUUUCUCUGCUUCUAUCCCAUCGUCGUCCCAAACGCCUCAUUGCAAGACCUCUUUCUCUCUCUACAAGAUUGUCAGUCUGCUUAACGAUGGAUUCUUCUAGAGCCUGCCUUCUGAAUGAGAUGCCAGUGGGUUUAGAUACAGCCAAUGAGGAAGAAUAUUCUUCUCAGUCUAAAUUGCUUCAAGAAUUUGUAAAUAUCUCCGCCAUUGAUAAGGCUUGGACUUUUAAAUCUAACAAUGGAAAGGGCUCCCAGGCUAUGUUUUCAAUUAGCCAACCAAAUCUUCUAGCCAAUAAGAGGAGGAAACAUAUUUUAUCGAGUCAUAUUUCAAAAGAAAGUAACGGUUCCGUUAGCUUUCAAUGGGCCCCAUUUCCUGUUGAGAUGACAGGCGUCUCUGUUAUGAUUCCAUCACCAUCAGGUUCAAAGCUUCUUGUAGUUCGAAAUUCUGAAAAUGAAUCUCCCACUCAAUUUGAAAUUUGGGGCCCAUCUCAAUUGGAAAAGGAGUUUCAUAUUCCUCAAUCUAUCCAUGGUUCGGUAUAUUCAGAUGGAUGGUUUGAGGGAAUUUCUUGGAAUUCUGACGAAACUCUCAUUGCUUACGUUGCUGAGGAACCUGCCCCUUCCAAGCCUACAUUUAAUGAUUUGGGCUACAAGAAAGGUGGUUCCACAGAUAAGGACUGUGGUAGCUGGAAAGGUCAAGGGGAUUGGGAAGAGGAUUGGGGGGAAACCUAUGCUGGGAAAAGGCAGCCUGCACUAUUUGUCAUCAAUAUUAACAGCGGAGAGGUACGCACUGUUGAAGGAAUUGGGAAGUCGUUGAGUGUUGGACAAGUUGUGUGGGCUCCCUCAACUAAAGAACUACAGUAUUUGGUUUUUGUUGGUUGGUCAUCAGACACAAGAAAGCUUGGUAUUAAGUACUGCUAUAAUAGGCCUUGUGCCUUGUAUGCAGUCACGGCUCCGUUUCAUGAAUCACAAGCCAAAGAACUUCAAUCUGAAGGUAAUGCAACCAAAGAAGUGACCGCGCUCAAUUUGACUCAAAGCAUAAGUAGUGCUUUCUUUCCACGGUUCAGCCCAGAUGGGAAGUUCCUUGUGUUUUUAUCUGCAAAAAGCUCUGUAGACUCUGGGGCACAUUCUGCAACAGAUUCACUUCAUAGAAUUGAUUGGCCAACUGACGGAAAGCUCAGUCCAUCUGCAAAAAUUGUUGAUGUGGUUCCUGUUGUGAUGUGUGCCGAGGAUGGUUGCUUUCCUGGGCUUUACUGUUCAAGUUUCCUUAGUAAACCUUGGCUUUCUGAUGGAUGCACGAUGAUUUUAUCUUCCUUCUGGGGUAGUACUCAAGCGAUUCUCUCUGUGAAUGUAUUGAGCGGAAAUGUAUCACGAAUCAGCCCUAGUGACUCAAUUUUUUCUUGGGAUGUCCUUGCACUAGAUGGGGACAAUAUGGUUGCUGUAUGUAGCAGUCCAGUUGAUGUCCCCCAAAUCAAGUACGGUUAUUUUCUUGAGGAUGCAUCUUCGCCUGCCUCGUGGGGUUGGCUAGAUGUUUCAAGUCCCAUAUACAAAUGCUCCGAGAAGGUUAAGAGUUUGCUCUCAUCUCGUCAGUUUAGUAUAAUGAAGAUUCCAGUCAGGGAUGUUUCUGAGAAUCUUACAAAAGGUGCCAGAAAACCUUUUGAAGCUAUAUUUGUAUCCUCCAAUUCCAAGAAAAAUGACACGUGUGAGCCACUAAUUGUAAUACUUCAUGGGGGACCUCACUCUGUCUCAUUGACGAGCUAUUCAAAGUCCUUGGCAUUCCUCUCUUCAAUUGGUUACAGCUUGCUGAUUGUAAAUUAUAGAGGUUCAUUGGGAUUUGGUGAGGAAGCAUUGCAAUCUGUCCCAGGGAAAAUUGGAUCUCAGGAUGUCAAUGAUGUGCUCACUGCUAUAGAUCAUAUUGUGGACAUGGGACUUGCUGACCCAUCCAAAAUAGCAGUACUUGGCGGUUCCCAUGGUGGCUUCUUGACAACCCAUUUGAUUGGCCAGGCGCCAGAAAAGUUUGUUGCAGCAGCUGCAAGGAAUCCUGUUUGUAACCUUGCUUUAAUGGUUGGUACAACUGAUAUCCCAGAUUGGUGCUAUGUGGAGGCCUGUGGAGUUGAGGGAAAAUCUAGCUUUACAGAAGCAUAUCCAGCUGAACAUCUUGCUCUCUUUUACGAGAAGUCACCUAUUUCGCACGUCUCAAAGGUCAAGACACCAACAAUUUUUCUUUUAGGUGCUCGUGAUCUCCGUGUUCCAGUUUCUAAUGGUUUGCAGUAUGCACGUGCAUUGAAGGAGAAAGGAGUUGAGAUUAAAGUGAUGGUGUUUCCCAAUGAUGUACAUGGAAUCGAGAAACCACAAUCCGACUUUGAAAGCUUUCUCAAUAUUGGAGUCUGGUUCAAGAAGUAUUGUAAAUAAGCAUCCACUUCAGAUCUUUGUUACCCUUCUGAUGGGGAUACGCUGCUCAAGUAUAAACUCCAUUUGGUUAAUAAUGUAAUUUAAUAGGGAAUUACUGGCAUAAUCAUUUUAAAUUAUAAGUGUUUUCUUGCUGAAGCAUGCUGUGGAAGGAUUUCGGAUACGACAAUUUCAGUGUUGCUCUACAUAAUGUAAUAUUAUCAUCUGUAGGAUUAACUGCUGUGGCCAAUUCGGCGGCAUAUCCAUAAAUUCUAAAACUGGUUAUAUGAACUUUGAACACAAGAAGAUUCAGGCCAUUCCUUUUAUUGAUCCCA
Molecule: messenger RNA, 2851 nt
Organism: Cornus florida
Lineage: Eukaryota; Viridiplantae; Streptophyta; Magnoliopsida; Cornales; Cornaceae
Product: acylamino-acid-releasing enzyme-like
Exons: 18
Coding region: 75-2540 (821 amino acids)
Biological process (GO): proteolysis
Molecular function (GO): serine-type endopeptidase activity
Source: RefSeq, a predicted model, not a curated record